AUGGUUUUAGAAAAAAUCAAAGAUUGUUUAUCAACAUUAGCAAAUACGCCAACAAAUGAUAAUAAUAAAUUUCAACAAGUUGUUAAAGAUAUCGGUCGUUAUGUUUAUCAUUAUUCUAUUGUGUUUUAUUCAACAGUUAGACGAUUAGGUCAAGUUGAAGAAGAAAUGAUGAAGAUGAAAGUAGAAAUGGUAAAAGUGAAAGAACAAACAGAUAUUAAUAGUGCAUUAAUUAUUUCAAAUGAAAUUUCAUCUUUAUAUAUCGAAUAUAUAAUCAAGCCGGCGCUACUUCGAGUAUUUGGUGAUUCAUCAUGGGAUCAUUUUUAUAACAAAUUAUCUGAAAUUGAAUGUGAAAUGGAUAAUUGUCGACUUAAAGGAUUGCAAGCUGGCAAACCAGUUGAUGAAGAACAACUUUAUGAACCAUUAGUUAAGUUUCUUGAAGCAAUACAAAAAGAGAUAAAACUCAGCUUAACUGAAAUUCGAUUUUUGCGAAACGAUAGAAAUAGUCUUUGUCAUAUUCGUCAUAAAACAGUUGAUGAACAAUAUCUGCUCAUUGAAAAAGCUAAAAAGUUUAAAUUUACCAAAGAAUUCGAAUUCACUAAACAAGUACAAAAGAUGAUCUCUAGUCUGGAGGCAGAGAAAGCUUCUUUUCAUCGAUGUUACAUUUGAUAUUUGUAUUUUAUUUUUUAUUUUUUUUCUUGUUAUAUCUUAAUAAAAAGAACUGCAUUGAUGUAAGGGAAAUACAAUUUUAUGUAAGAAACUAAAUCUUCCAUUCAACGAAUAUCAAUUAUAUUGUUAGAAAACAUUUUGUAAAAAUUUUUUUCAUUUAUCAGCAAAUCCUACAAACAGCUUUUGACGUUUCAUAUUGUUUUUCGAUAUUUUUAUUUUCUGCUGAUUUAAAUUCGGUGAUCGAAAUAGUUUUUAAUGUGGAUAUUAAACAGAUUCGCAGGAUAAUUUAGUAAAUCGAAAUAAGAUCUCAUUUGAAUAAACAUUCUUCAAAUCAUGCUGGAAGCUUAGAAGUGAGUAUUAAGAUUUUGUACAAUUGUUAUCAAUUUUGUUCAUUAUCUUAAAAAGUGUAUGCAUUGGCUGUUAUGGCAAUCAGCGGAUGUAGAUGCUCAAAUGCCUAAAGGAUGGACACCCGUUCAUAUUGCUUCAAUUCGAGGACAUGAUGCAUGUGUACAAGGGUGUGUUUA
This is a messenger RNA of Rotaria sp. Silwood2, 1190 nucleotides long. The record is from the annotation of a GenBank genome assembly. NCBI's taxonomy places the organism in Eukaryota, Metazoa, Rotifera, Eurotatoria, Philodinida, Philodinidae.